AUGUCGACAACCCGAACAAAGUCGGUAACCAUCAUCACCGUACCAUACCACGUUGGAAUAUACAAUCACCGUGUCGGCGCUGGUCCUCAGCAACUCCUACCCAAGGUCAAAAAUGAGUUGGAGAGCCAAAAUGUGACAGUAACCGUGGAGAGUAUCGAUCAUGUUGAUGAUUUCGAAGGCGAAAUUGGCCGCAGCUUUGAGCUUCUUCGAAGAGUUUCCAGAGCAGUGUGCAAGGCGAAAGAGGCGGGAUCAUUCCCUGUUGUGCUUGCGGGGAACUGCAAUACCUCAGUUGGAGUGGCUGCAGGACUACGACUCGCCGGAACAGAAGACCUACAGCUUGUGUGGAUGGAUGCCCACAAUGAUGCCGACACUCCUGACGAGCUCAUGCACGGAUACUUCGACGGAAUGGGAGUUUCGAUGGUCAGCGGAGGUAGUUGGAAGGCUUUGACUUCAACGAUUCCCGGACACAGCCCUAUUCCCAUGAACCAGGUUCUAUUCUGCGGCAUCCGGAACCAAACUCGCGAAGAGCUGAUGAAGUUCGAUGCAGUUGGUGCGCAGGUUAUCAGUGGAGGGGACAGCAAGCAGUGUAUGGAGUCUCUCAUGAAAUACCAACUUGGACCGAAAGAGACCUUGGUCCAUGUUGAUCUGGAUGUUCUCGAUCCGGAUGCAGUCGGCUGGGCCAACGAGUUCCCCUCUCGGGGAGGACUCUCUGCGGAAGCCCUUGUUCAAUGCAUGGGCAAGAUGGGACGCGGAAACGCUAGCGCUCUCACGAUUGCUUCUUUCAUGCCAGGGUUGCAGGGUGGUCAGGCCGUCGAAGCUGCCGCUAUCCAGGGAAUCUCCUAUUUCUUUCAGGAACUCUUUGGGUCUUCUUAA
Messenger RNA from Lasiodiplodia theobromae, 873 nucleotides. RefSeq names its product Arginase protein. Gene Ontology annotation, molecular function: manganese ion binding; arginase activity. Gene Ontology annotation, cellular component: nucleus; cytosol; cytoplasm. The coding region runs from base 1 to 873 and encodes 290 amino acids. NCBI's taxonomy places the organism in Eukaryota, Fungi, Ascomycota, Dothideomycetes, Botryosphaeriales, Botryosphaeriaceae. The transcript has a single exon. The record is from RefSeq and is a predicted model, not a curated record.